GCGCGCGGGGCAGGCGAGCCGGGGGGCGGGCGGAGGACCAGGCCGCAGUUCGCGAGGGCCGGCGCCUGCUGCGAGCGCUCCCCUGGUCCUCGCCGCGCUGCAUCGCCGCGCCUCGCGCUGUCCGGCUGAAGGCGUGGACGCCACACGUGUCCUGCCCGCCCUGGGCACCUAGGGUGGACGGCAAAGCAAUCCGUGCACAUUGGCUCCUGGUCACUGUCGACUAAUAACCGACCCGCUGUUGUCUGUCUCUAAGCCUUCACCAACAUGUACGAAAUCCGGAGGAACCAACUGUACCAGCAGUUCGUGGUCACGGCCCCUGAGAUGCUGGCCUGCCUCUCCAGAUAUCUCAAGGUUUGCCGCAAGGCACGCGUUGCCCUGCCUAAGUGCAUCAGGGGCAUCUUUGAGCUUACGUGGGAGGAGCUCAUCACUGACGCUGUGGUAGCUACCCCGUUGGACAUCCCGGGCCUAGAGGUCAGCAUUGGAGCACAGCCCGUGGUGCCUGUGGGGUCGACCCCCAUCCCGGCCCCUGUCCGGUCGUCUCGACCACCAGUACUACGGCUGCAGAAGCUGCCGACGUCCAUUAGGCCAGCCAAGUUCUCCACCCACUCCCCCACCCCGCCCGUGGUGCCUAUGGAGUCGACCCCCAUCCCGACCCCCGUCCGGUCGUCUCGACCACCAGUACCACGGCUGCCAAAGGUGCCAGUAUCCACUAGGCCAGCCAAAUUCUCCACCCGCUCUCCCACCCCAGACGUGGUGCUUUUGGAGUCGACCCCCAUCCUGGCCCCCAUCCGGUCGUCUCGACCACUAGUACCACGGCUGCCAACAUACAGUAGGCCAUCCAAGUUCUCCACCCACUCCUCCCCCCAUGGCCACUUGGUGCCCAUUGCCCAGGAGGCACUGGUCAAAUUCCAGCAGAAGUCUCUCCGCCUGCUGACAGAGAUUGUCAAACUAAAGGUGACAGUCAUCGAGGAGUCUAUGUCUGUAGGUGCCAAAUCUCUGGAUGUCACAAAGCGCCUUGUAGGUGACAUCAAGGCCAAGGAGGUGGCUUUUAGCGGCCUGAUUGACUCAGUCAGGCGAAGUGGUUAUGGUGGACAGAUGGAGAAAGCCAUGGACGUGAACUCACCUCACCAGUUUACCUACAACCGCUCUACUCACCGUGUGACCUUUUCCUUCUCAACUGGAAGGGAGGUCAAGGAGGAAAGAGGUAACAGUGGUUUCCAGCAAGACCUCUUGACCUAUCUCGGGGGCUAUCCCUCCGGAAAGAUGGCCAUGUGUCAGAUCCCCACAUGUUGCAAAGGGAGAACCAUCACCUACCUGCUUGAUGACACACCCAACUUCUCCGUCCUGGCUCUGUUUGACGAUGAAGGCCAGGGCUGGGUUAACUACAACUUGAAGGACUGCUGCCCAUUUGUCUUGGUCUUGGAUGCGGGAGGUGGGACCACCUACGACUACAAGGGCUGUGUAGUCCACAAGUGGAGCUGGGCCUCCAAGAUGGAGACUUUGCUCUCCCUGGAAUAUAAGGUGAAUGAGCAAAUGAAGCUAACGGUGCUGGGGCAGGACUCCAUCGUGGUCACCUUCACCUCCAUGAAACAAACAGUUAGAGUAACUGUGUCGGCCAACGGCUGUCCCCAUGGGAUACCACAUUAUAAAAAGGUGAAGCACAGAAUCAACAGGGACGAGGAAUGGUGUGCGCUGAACCGGUCCGUGGUGUACACCAAGAAGCAGUUUCAGAAGACUCUGUCCCGGUUCAUAAAUUAUAUCUUGCUGGCAGCAGGCCUGAGAGAAAUCAGCCGACCCAGGCCCACUCAAAGGAAGACCAUCGUGAGUGAAGCCAAAGCCGCGGUCACACCCAGAGGGAAGGCGGGAGAGGGAAAGGUGCACAGCCUCACCGUGUGGAAGGCCUCGCCCUCCAACUGCCCACUGCUGCUGCAGAAGCUCCUGCAAAAGCAAGACAUCGGCCGCGGCUGCAGGUGCUUUGUAAAGCCACCCCAGGUGUGUGACCUGGAGCUGGCGCAGUUCCUCUCGGCGCCCCGUGACCCCACCCAGGUGAUGGUGUUGGGGAUCGUAGCAAGCCGGAACCCCACCAGCACGGCGGAGGAGCUCAACUGGCUUCUCAGUGAGAUGUAUUAUCGCCAGCAGUGGGGUCGUGGAUCACCCUGCAUCCAGUGCUGGCGUGACCCCUGCCGUCUUUUGCGGUAUGACCUGGACAGCCCCCUGCAGGAGGACCCGCCUCUGCUGGUGAAGAACAAUGCUGUGUUGCCGGGCAUGGUCCUGAUGUUCGCUGCGGGGAAGCUCCUUGUUCCUGGGGGCUUCCUUUGGCCCCGCUUAAGCAGGGAGAAUCUGCUGAGCUGGAUCGACCAGGCUCGACACAACUACGAGGGAGGCUGCUACCUGAGGGAGGACUACAAAUUUAGUUGCCCGUCCUCUGACACAGCAUCUGAAGAGAAGAAACCACCACACAAAGGACUUGAUUCCAAUGUAGUUCCCCAAACGGCGUUCCCGUGUCUGCUGGAGCCCACCAGAAGCCCGCCAGGGGCCCACUAGGAGCCCGCCAGGGACCCACAUUUCAGCAGAGCACCGGACUUGACCAGGAGCAGUGAUAGCUCGGAAACUCCACAGAUGGGACCUCUGCUGUGGUCGGGAUGGUGGGGCAGGGAGGAAGGGACCCUGACUGGGGCUGAGCUUGUCCCAGGACCCUCAUGAUGGCACUUGAAUCUCUUGAGUGGCUGUGAUGUGCAUCUGUUCGUGUAAUCCUCCACACAACUCUGUCGUGCCCGUUUUACAGGUGGGUAAGCUGAGGCUCAGAGGCAGAGGCAGCACUGGAAUGCAGGCUCUAGAGCCUGUGGGUGUAAGAACUGGGCUCCACAGUCUCAUGUACACAAUUGAUCCUCACCGGGGUUCUGGGAGGUAGGUGUUAGAACCCCCUCCUGGUCAUCCAGUUGGGUGAUUUUUAAUGAGCAGCUGCUACAUGCCAGGUCUUGGCAAUUUAAUGGUGAAAGGACAGGCAGAGCCCGACCCUCACUGAGUGUAUGAAUGAGGAGGUAAUCAUUUCUUGUCCUCCUCCUGUGGGUCAGGUGCUGCACUCACCUGUGUUAGCUGGUUUGAUGCCCACCCCAAUGCCUCCCACACUCGUAACCCCAUUUUCAAAUGGGAAGCUGCAGCUGGGAGUGGGACAAGGCCUGGCCCGUGACCCCACAGCCAGUCUGCAGUGGAGCAGGAUUUGAUCCAGGACUCCAUGCCCUGGUGACUGUCCCGCUGCCCUCAAACCCCCCCUGAGCUACUGAAGCCCUGGCUCCUCCCUGCCCAGCUGAAGCACAGAAUGAGCCCACCUCACACCCUCUCUCUCCACCCCACACCCUCACUCUUCUCUCUCCAUCGUGGUGCCCUCCUUUCCACCCUUUAAGCAUGCCACCUCAGGGCCUUUGCAUGGCCAUUUCCUCUGCCUGGAAGUCUCAUUCCGUGGAUCUCCAUAUGGUCAGCAACUUACUAUUGGUCAGUCUCAGCUCCUCAGAGGGGCGCCUGCCCUCUCCAUUCAUGUCGUCCUCCACCUCCAUGCCCAGGCCCUCACGAGCACAUCGCCUAUUUUAUUUUCCUCUUGGUGCCUAUUGCUACCUGGUGUUUGUUCAGUUGUAUUGUCUGUCUCCCUAAUGGAAUGCAAGGUUCAGGGUUCAGGUUCUAGUUCUAUCCCAACAAAGAGAGUGGCCUUGGGUAAGUCGCUUCCUUUCUGUCAACCUUAGUUUCCUCAUCUGUAAAAUGGGGAUACUGACACCUGUCUCAGCAUGUUGGCAAGGGUGCGAUGUGACAGUGGCAUGAUGCCCAGCAAACAGUAGGUGCAUAUCACACAGUAGGUGGUGUAAUAAAAGUGCACAUGACCAGUAACCCCCUUAAGGAAUGGUAAGGGACCUGAAUAGACAUUGCUCCAAAGAAGAUACACAAAUGGUCACUGAACACAUGAAAUACACUCGAUAUCACUAGCCGUUAGGGAAAUGCAAAUCAAAACCACAAGUACCACUCCACACCCACUAGAGUAGCUAUAAUGAGACAGAUAAUAAUGAGUGUUGGUGAGCAUGUGGAGAAAAUGGAACAUUCCUAGACUGCUGGUGGGAAUGUAAAAUGGUGCAGCCACUUUGGAAAACAGUCUGGCACGUCCUCAAACAGUUAAACAUGGAAUCACCAUGUGACUCAGCAACUCCCCCCCGGGUACGUACCCAAGAAAAAUGAAAACAAGUGUCCACACAAACAGUUGUUCAAGUAGCAUUAUUUACAAUAGUCAAAAAGUGGAAACAAGUGACAUGUAUACCAACUGAUGAAUGGGUGAACAAAACGUGUUCUAUCCAUACAUGGAAUGUUAUUCAGCCAUAAACAAGGAAGGAAGUGCUUAUACAUGCUAUAACAUGGAUGGACUUUGAAGAUAUAAGUGAAAGAAGCCAUCACAAAAUUAUACAUACUGUAUGAUUGCAUUUAUAUGAAAUGGCCAAUCUAUAAAGACAGAAACCAGAUUAGUGGUUGACUAGGGUAGGGAGAUGGGGAGGAGAUGGAGAAUGACUGCCACUAGGUACAGGGUUUCUUUUGGGGGUGGUGAAAGGGUUCUAAAAUUGGUUGUGGCAAUGGCGUACAACUCUGUGGUACUAACAACCGCUGAACUAUACGCUUGACAUGAGAGAAUUGUAUGUUAUAAAAGUCACCCCAUGAGGUAAAGUCUCUUGUUAGUACCAUUUUACAGACAGCUGACUUGAGGCAUAGAGAGAUGAGUUCAGAGGCCCAAGAUAACACGGUUAGUCAGUGGCAGGGCUGAGAUUAGAAGCCAGGCAGUUGGCCCCAGAGCCCAUGUUCUGAGCUACUUUUCUGUCUGACACCGAGACGAGUGUUAGAAUUCCUGGAAGGUAAGCUCUUGUAGCCUCUGACAACCUGACAGGAAGAGCUGCGGUCUGUUAGACGGCUGCCUCAUCAAGCCGUCCUUCCUCUGAGAUCAGCCCGCUCACUCACCCCCGUUUGUCAGAUGCGGACAGGCUCAGGGAGGGUCCAGCAACUUGGCCAGGGCCAGUUGACAGCGAGGCUUGGAUGCAAAUUCUCCCGUCUGACAGGCGAACCUUUGCUCUUUCUGCUCCUUGCAGCUGCCUCCUGGAAAGUGCAGCAAGGGCUCAUGGAACCUGGCACUUCCUUUACAGGUGGGGAAAUUGAGGCUCAGAGCAGGCAAGUGCUUGCCCACGGCUAGGCAGCCCUUGGGUCUCAGCUUCCCCCAGUGGGUGGAUACCCCCUCCAAGGUUCACUGCUGCUUUAUUGGGGGGGGGGAUUGAUGCUGUGAUUCCAAACGUUUUCCAUCCAACAAGACUUGUCUGCUCAAACAAGACUUCUUUUAUUUUUCUUUCUUCCUUUCCUUUUUUUUUGUGAGGAAGGCUAUCCAUGAGCUAACAUCAGAUGCCAAUCCUCUUUUUUGCUGAGGAAGAUUGGCCCUGGGCUAACAUCCGUGCCCAUCUUUCUCUACUUGA
Molecule: messenger RNA, 5489 nt
Organism: Diceros bicornis minor
Lineage: Eukaryota; Metazoa; Chordata; Mammalia; Perissodactyla; Rhinocerotidae
Exons: 14
Coding region: 265-2544 (759 amino acids)
Source: RefSeq, a predicted model, not a curated record